AUGGGUUCCUCAAGAUCAUUGUUUUUCUUCAUUACUCUUGCUAUUAUUAUCUUAAACCUUGUUGCCCCCGCCAUAUCCCAAUACGAUGGUAUGUGCACAGAAAGAACUGAUUACUGCUGGAAAUGCUCUGAUACUGGCAUCUACACACCAGGUGACAAGUACCAUGAGAACCUCAACAGCCUCCUCUCCUCCUUCUCCUCCUCCAACACCCAAAACAAUUAUGGGUUUUACAAUUCAUCAUUGGGGCAAGACCAAAACCAAGUCAAUGCAAUCGCAUUAUGCAGGGGAGAUAUCUCAGAGGACUCUUGUCAUGCUUGUCUCAACAAGUCUGCUGAUGUUCUCUUGCAAAAUUGUACACGUCAUCAAAAGGAAGCAAUCGUAUGGGCUGAGCCUUGUAUGGCGAGAUACUCAAACAACUUGAUAUUUGGUAUUGAACAAGUGGACCCUGUUCAGCAUGUGCCUAGCGAAAAAUAUGCCAGAAAUGACCUGGUGCUUACCUCCUUGUUGGCUAUUUUAAGUGACAGAGCUGCGUCAGGGGAUUCUCUUAAAAAAUUUGCAGCAGGCCAUGCAACUGUCUCUGGAGGUGAAAAAAUAUACGCACUUGUUCAGUGCACUCCAGACCUAGACAAGCAAAAUUGCAGCAAUUGCCUUAAACAGUCCGUCUCAGAAAUUCAAACCUGUUGCGGUGGAAAAGGAGGAAGAGUUCUUAGACCCAGCUGUAAUUUAAGGUAUGAGGCUGGUCUGUUCUUUGAGUCUACAGCCAAUUCGUUAGUAGAUAUUCCAGCUCCAGUUCCGCCAGCACCAGCACCCGAAGAAGGUACAGCACCACCACCGCCCGAAGAAGGUACAACACCAGCACCCGAAGAAGGUACAGCACCACCACCACCCGAAGAAGAUACAGCACCAGCACCCGAAGAAGCAAAAAAGAAGAGUAACACAAAACAAACAGUCAUCAUCAUCGCUGUGGUUUUGGUUGUUUUUGUCACUAUUUUCAGCAGCAUAUGCUUUUUCUACAGAGUUAGGAAACGAAGGGUAAAACUUGAACAAGAUGAGAAUUCUGAAGAAGUUAGUCUGGGGGAUUCGUUGCAAUACGAUUUUGAAACUAUAAGAUCUGCAACAGAUGACUUCUCUGAUGCAAAUAUGCUUGGACGAGGUGGGUUUGGAGCUGUUUACAAGGGCAGGCUAUUAAAUGGGCAGCCUAUAGCAGUGAAAAGGCUCUCCAAAAAUUCUGGACAAGGUGAUCGUGAAUUUAAGAAUGAGGUCAUGUUAGUUGCUCAGCUUCAACACCGGAAUUUAGUGAGGCUCCUAGGAUUUUGCUUGAAAGCAGAGGAAAGACUCCUCAUUUACGAAUAUGUGCCUAACACAAGUCUUGAUCACUUCAUUUUUGACCCAAACAAUCACGAGCAUUUGGAUUGGGAAACAUGUUACAAGAUCAUAGGAGGCAUUGCUCGAGGGAUUCUUUACCUCCAUGAAGAUUCUCGGCUUCGAAUUAUUCAUCACGAUCUCAAAGCCAGCAACAUUUUGUUAGAUAAAUAUAUGAACCCCAAAAUUGCUGAUUUUGGAAUGGCAAGAUUGUUUGUUAUUGAUCAAACUCAAGGGCAUACAAGGACAGUAAGGGGAACCUAG
Molecule: messenger RNA, 1626 nt
Organism: Prunus armeniaca (apricot)
Lineage: Eukaryota; Viridiplantae; Streptophyta; Magnoliopsida; Rosales; Rosaceae
Source: the annotation of a GenBank genome assembly